This is a messenger RNA of Sitodiplosis mosellana (orange wheat blossom midge), 8818 nucleotides long. RefSeq names its product RNA-binding protein fusilli (gene fus). The coding region runs from base 2921 to 5749 and encodes 942 amino acids. Lineage: Eukaryota; Metazoa; Arthropoda; Insecta; Diptera; Cecidomyiidae. Gene Ontology annotation, cellular component: ribonucleoprotein complex; nucleoplasm. Gene Ontology annotation, biological process: regulation of RNA splicing. Gene Ontology annotation, molecular function: mRNA binding. The transcript has 13 exons. The record is from RefSeq and is a predicted model, not a curated record.
AAAACGUCCAUUUCCAACUCGAGUGGUCCGUAACACAAAACGGCCUCAACAUUUUUACAUUCUCACACAGUAGAUACACCAUUUACAUACUUUCUAUGCUCGGCUAUGUCCGAAAUAUCAGGAAAAAAAAGAGAGAAGAGAAGAGAUAAAGUGAAAUAAAAGUAACAGCACACCGAACGAAAGAAGAACAAAAAAAAUAACAUAAAAUAAAACCAGCAAUAGCAACAGACAACGACGUCGAAGCAGCACACGCACACAGAGAGACCAGGCAAACAAGAAAAGAAGGACAAAAAACGUACCAAUUGGUACGCGUAGCUCUUUUAUAGCGUAUCAAAUAUACACGCAUUGAGUGAAUAGAGCAGUCGCAGUCGAGUUAAAACACCAAAAUACCUAUAUAUGUAUAAAUUUCUCGAUAUUUUGUGUAUUGGUCGGUGGAGUGAGCGUGCGCGCGCCUAAUGCGAGAGACAGAAUGAGAUAGAACGAGUGAUCACCUGGUGUAAAAAGAUUGUAAACUAAAGUAAUAUUGGUAUCUUUACGCUGUCUCAUCGUCAGUCCUAUUUCUACCUUUCAUCGGGUAAUAUCUCACAGUCCCAUAAUAAUAAUAACGACACAGCGGCCAACAACGACGGCUAUUCAAAAAACAACAACAACAAACAAAAUAAACGAGACGAAUUCAUUUAUUAUAUUUAAACUUUAUUAUUUUCCGAUUAGUUUUUUUUUUAAUUUUCUUCUGUUGUCGUAGUUUAUUCUUUUUUGUAUAAUUUUUCCCGUUCAGUUUGCAAAUUUCUCGGUUGAAAUUUCUCUCUUUGCGCAAAUUGUGUUCGUACUCAAAAAACGUACAGAGAAUAGACGUGAGUUGUUGUUUUUUUUCUUAUUGUGGGGUGAAGAGCGAAUACUUUUCGACGGUCGAAUUGUUUCGCACUGAUAAUAAAAGCAAAUGUCGAAUGGCACAAUCGAAGUUAUAAAUUAAAUAAUUCGCAAGAAAAUCAAUAGAUAACAUCAAUUUGAUGCAUUCGGUGCGAUAAUUUGCCUGCUAAAUUUCGUUCGAACAACAAGUUUUUCGUUGUUGUCGUCGUCGUCGUCGUCGUCGUCUUCGUCAUCUUCGUCAUCGCCAUCGUUAGUCCGAAUUCAGAUGUAUCAAGUGAGUUUUGUUUUUUUUUUAACGCACAACAACAACAAGUCGAAAGAAACCAAGCAAUUAAAUUGAAUUGUUCGUGUUGAAAAGACAAUCGAUCGUUAACACACAAAAUAAAACACACGCAACAACAUCAAAUUGAAGAAAUAUUUGCGAAAAUUUAAAACCACAAACGCAUUUGACCAGCAUUUUUUCCACCAUCCAUCAUCACCUGUGUGUCUCUUCGAACAAAUUCGAUCGGUGUGUAUAGCUUCGAUUCUCGACUCGAAUGACAGCAGCGAGAUUUAUUUGAAAGAAGAAAAAAAAACCACAUUAGAAAUCAAUCAAACAAACGAGUAACCAACACAUUUUGAUGAGAGAAAAAAAUAACAACAAAGAGUAAAGUGCGUUUUUUUUAGAGUGUUGUGUGUGCGUGAGAGAGACUUUUUGUAAAACAUUCUGUGUAAACGUUUGGCACAAAGUGAUUGAACUAGCAAACGAGAAAGAGAGAGAGAAAAAGAGAGACUGGAUUAUUGAUUUUCGUGCAAUUAAAAACAUUGUGGACAUACAUAUUUCAUUUAAGUCAUCGCCAUCGCAUCGGUGCGUAGCACUUAACACUUUUCUCUCUCACUCUCUGGAGACUCCGAACAACCGUCAUAUAACGUGAGAGAGACAGAUAUCGACAGAGAGUAAAAAAGACAACAUUUAAUAAUAUUAAAAAAAAAUCAUUAACAUCAACAACAACAACACAACAAAAAAUCUAUCGGUGAGUCUCUCGUCAAUACGUCCAUUUGUACGCAGCGCGCAUACGGAACAGAGUGAGAAAGCAACAGGCGCAUACAAAGAGCAUAGCACAAACAAUCCAACCAAGAGCAAAGCAACAACCAACUGUGCAGAGCACACACAAUAUCAACAGGUUGCGGCACUUUACAUUCUCUCGUAGUUGUUUUUUUCUCAUCUUUUCCAAUUCAAGUUAGAGAGAAGAAGAAGAAGAAGAAACAGAAAAAAAUAUAAAUAAAACCGUCAAGUAUAUAUUCGAAGAAACAAAAAUUGUGUGUACGUUGAAUGUGUGUAGGUGUGUAGUACGCGCGCAUCCACAAAAAUAAUAUAAAAAUACCAGUGUUCCAACAAACACGCGACACACACACACACACACAGAAAAUUGAAAAAAGAGAAUCAAAACGAAAGAAUCCUCACACAAACCGUUAGUAAAUGAAAACAAAUUGAAACGAGAGAUAGAGAAAAAAAAACCACGCACAUUUUGUGUCACAUUUUGGCCACAACCAUCGAUGUAUUUACUUGACAACUUUUGCGCCAUCACAACGUGAAUAUUCAACAAGUGCGAGAGACUCUUUUCCCCCUUCGUUUGACAAACAACAAAUCGAUCGGUCGGUUGGUCGGUCGGUCAGUCAGUUUCCGUAAUAUUUUUUUUCUGUGUUUAUGCACCGAUGCACAAUCCGUCAACAUGAUUUAGCAUGUUUUACGUGACAACCCGAAAAAACACACAACGUCUAAUUUGAGAGGAAAAAAAAGAGAAAAGAAAAAGUUGUUCUAUUGCUGUGAUGAAAAGUGUGAUUCGAUUGAUGGACACACCAAUACUCGUGUUAACUGAAUUAACAAAAAAAUAGCCAGAUUGUUGAAGAAUCCGUUUGUGAAACGUAAAUACAAGCAGCCGAAAAGCAACAGCGGCAGUAGUAGUAGCAACCAACGUCAACGUUUAUGUGGUUGAGGUGUGCAUCAUCAAACCAUUGAUGAACUUUGAGACUAUUUUAUUCGGCGAGAAUCUAUAGGCGAUCUUUUUUACAAAUGUUGGUGCCAGGACAUGUGUGUUCGUUGUAUGUUGCAACAGGAGGUGCUAAUGGAGCGGCACUGGGAUCAGACGAAAAGGAAGUCGUUCUGCUGGACUACAGUGUGAUCGAUGUGUUAACCAAUGAGGUAGUUUUAUCCAACCAAUUUCUAGUCCGACCAAAUGGUCAACAAGGAGAAAAAGAACAAAAUAACAAAAAAGACAAGACAAACACACCCGAAACCGCUACAUCAACUGCAUCCACAAAUGCCGAUACACCAGCACCAUCAGCGCCCGAAUUCUCAUUCGCCGAGACGGUGCUGCAGAAAGUUGGAAAACCGCUUAAAGAUGUCAUUGAACAGUUUGACCAGGAGAUUCGGUCGCGGAACAUCGAUCCAGAUAGCCCAACGUUUCGACUAAUAACGGAUGGUCAAUUACCAUUGCGACAAUGCCUGCAUCCUCAAGCAUGUGCCAAAGAUAUAGAAUUGCCCAAUUAUUUUUGCAAAUUUAGCGAUCUAAGAAAGGAAUUUGUCCGAUUUAAGACGUCGGAUGCGUGGCGAUCCGUAGUACCAAUCAAAGAUUUACCAAAUAUGCCACCACAGAUGCCAGUUCAACCGACGAGCAUAGCUGACAUGAUAGCAGACUUACAAAUCGAAGCGACCGCCCAACGAGAAGACGCUGACUUUUACUUUAACGAAAGUCGAGACAUGGUUACCGUUAUUAGCAAAAUGUUGGAGGCUGGUCACAAAUUCGAAUCCAGUGAAAUAAUAAAUCUUACAUUCGAGCCGGGCAUUUGCUCUGUUGAUGAUGAAGUCGAUGGACAGUGCAUAGUACGAGCUCGUGGUCUUCCAUGGCAGAGCAGCGAUCAGGACAUAGCGAAAUUUUUUCGUGGUUUGAAUGUGGCUAAGGGUGGCGUUGCUUUAUGUUUGUCACCACAAGGACGUCGCAACGGUGAGGCAUUAAUUCGUUUUGUGUCUCAAGAGCAUCGAGAUAUGGCACUGAAACGGCACAAACAUCACAUUGGCAAUCGGUAUAUCGAAGUGUACCGAGCAACGGGAGAAGAUUUCAUCAAUGUGGCCGGCGGUGCAUCGAAUGAAGCUCAAGCAUUGCUGUCUAAGGGUGCACAGGUUAUAAUCCGUAUGCGAGGUUUACCUUAUCUAUGUACCGCCAAACAAGUCUUGGACUUCUUUGAAACGGGCAUUGAUCCAGUGCAUGUGCUCGAUGGCCAGGAUGGCAUAUUGUUUGUGAAAAAGCCGGAUGGUCGUGCAACUGGCGAUGCAUUCGUAUUGUUCGCCCAUGAAUCGGAUGCAAAAAAGGCAUUAUCACGUCAUCGUGAAUCGAUUGGCAAUCGCUACAUCGAACUAUUCCGUUCAACAACUGCCGAAGUUCAACAGGUGCUGAAUCGGUCGAUGGACACAAAAACUUAUGAAAAUAAUAAUACAUCACAACCGCCGCUCAUACCGCAACUGCCACCAGCCGUUCAAUUCAAUUUGCUGCAGCCACAGCAUGUCAUAACAAGUGGAUCGGCGAAAAACUGCAUCCGACUGCGCGGUUUGCCAUACACAAUCCAGGUCGAAAAUAUUCUGAACUUCUUGGAGGAUUUCUCGAAGCAUAUCAUUUUCCAAGGAGUGCACAUGGUGUACAAUGCUCAGGGCCAACCAAGCGGUGAAGCAUUCAUUCAAAUGGACUCGGAAGAGGCGGCAUACGCAUCAGCUAAAGAAAAGCACAAUAAGUACAUGGUUUUGCCGGGUAAAAAUCAAAAAUUCCGCUACAUCGAAGUAUUUCAGUGUUCGGGUGAUGAUAUGAAUCUGGUGCUGAACGGAGGUGUAUCACCGAAUCAACAGCGAAAAUCGCCGUUACUCUCACACGGUAUGUUACAAGCUCAGCAACAACAGCCACAACAUACAGUUACUACAGAGAAACCGAUAAUGUCCAAUCAAUAUUUGCCCGCAAAUAUUGCGGCAAAACCUCUAUUAGCAAGCCCACCUCCGUAUCAAUUAUCCAAUCAGUUGUCGAUGAACGCGAACGCGGCUUUGUUUGCUCAGCAACAAGCUCAAGCCCAUUUGAUUGCGCAACAAAAUCUGUUGGCCCAUCAGCAGCAGGCAUCGGCUGUGGCCGCGGCUGGUGUCAGCCAUAUGCCAGGUUUCACAUUAAUUCCACAAUCGGCCGCCAAUGCAAUGCAUGGCACAACCAGUUUGGCUGUCGCUCAACCUCAAUUGAUGGCCCAGCCACAACAGUUGGCCCAGCAUCAUCAUGUACAAAAUUUAGCCUCAUUAACACAGCAGCAUUCGGCGCUACCGCCGAAUUUAAUGUCAAAUCUCAUGACACGAACGGCUGCUUAUCAAAUGGCAACGGGCAUGCAGGCAUCAUCUGCCUCCCUAACGCAAACCCAUGGCAUUUCGCAAUCCAUUCCAUACACUCUAUCGCCAGCCGGUUUGCAAUUCGCCACAUUCCAUAGUUCAAUGAGCCCGUACACAAAUCCAAUGCUUCUAUCACCGCACUCAUUAGCUUCGCUGCAAUUGAAAACGCCACAAACUCAAACACCUCAGGCGCGCACAUUUGGCACUCCCACAUAUACGCACACGUUGCAACAGCAUCAUCAUCAUCAUCAUCAUCAUCAGCAACAGCAGCAGCAACAACAGGCCGCUGCCCUUCAGCAAAUGGGACAAAUUCCCACUCAAAUGACCAAUUUUCAACAGCAAUUGUCAAUGAAUGCAAAUGCAGCCGCUGCCACAUCGCUGAUGCACAGCAUUAAGCGAAGCUAUGAAAGUGCAUUCCAUCAAGAUCCGUCCAGUACGUUGCAUCAUCAAAAAAGACCCACUCAAUUCACGGGCACGGGCAUUUUGUAAAUGAUGAUUGCGAUUUAUUUUCUUCAAUUUCCCAAGAAAGAAAAAAAAACAAAGCAAAUGAUGUAGAUUUUCAUUUUGACAAGACCUCGUGAUUUUCUGAGGCAAUUACUUCCACCUUUUCUCUCUUCCUUAAUUUAAGCAACAAUUUUGUAUAAUAUGAAUUUAAUUCAAAUGACCUAAUGAAACAAAUGACAAUGUGCAAUCCGAAUAAUAUGAACUAAUAAAGUCCAUUAUCAAAAUGGAUUGGAAAUUGAGAGUCGAGAUUUGAAACGAAUUCUCAAAAAUGGUGCGAGCAAAAUUGAGCAAACAAAACCGUCGACACGGCCUUCGAUUUAGAAACAAACAAGACUAAUUUCGUUUCAUAUUAAUAUUUUUUUUGUGUUUUCUUGACGGGACUUAAAUUUAAUGAGAAUUUCAAGCGAAUUUUUUUUUUAAAUGUACUAAUCUAGCGCACAUACAUACACAUACACACUCUGUCUCUCUUUCUAUGUACGGAAAAUGACACAAGAACUCUGUUGAUUCAUCAACUAAAUAAUAUUUUUUUUUUUAUAUUCAUGAACAUAUUAAAUAAAACACGUUUAUUUAGAGUUUAAAAACGGAAAAAUGAAAAAAAAAAUCAACAAUUUAAUUAAACUUACCAUUGGUUAUAAUGAUUUUUUUAAUCUAUAAAUAAUUUGAAACACACAUACACACAUCAUUCAUUUAAUCGGAAUGAACUGAUAUUGAAAUAAGAGAGCCUUGAACAUAUAUUAACGUGUAGCUAAAAGGAAAAAAAAGCAAACAAAAUUUCGGAAGAGUUAACAUAAUGACUAGAGAAUACAUAGAGAAAAUUUGGCAAAUAAAAUCUGUGAAAAAAAAUGAACAACACGCACAUUAAUCAAACGAACAAGGAUAAAUAAGAAAUAGAGAUUUAAAUGGCUCAUUUAUUUGUUUUAGAUUUUUCUUUAUUUUUUUUUCAUUUUUGACCCAAUUAAAAAAAAAAAACAAAUCAUACAAUUCGCAUCAAGGGUUUGGCAUUUUUCUUUUGGAUGGCAAUAUAUACAUAGAGAAAAUGCCAGACAUUUGACGCUAAUGACACACGUUCACAUAUAUUCACAACCCCUCCGCAUUAUAAAUAUAAAAUUAAUAAUAAUUUUUAAGCUGGUUUUAACUUAAGGGAAUUUUUUUCGAAAUAAUAUUUUAGCAUUUUUUUAAAAACAAUUUAUGGCAAUUUCGAGAGAGAAAUAACUAUAUAUAAAGAAGGUUGACAGGGGACACCCUUCAAAUGUGCACGCACAAAUUAGUUAAUUUUUUUUCAUUACUAUUUCUCCCCUUUAUUUUCUAUUUUGGAAUUUUAUCAAUUUAAACAACAAAAACACUACACUAAUUAAGUUUAGCCAAUUAAUAGCUAUUGGAAAAAUUGCAUUGACAAUUUUUUUUUUGUUUUUUUUUUAUAUUCAUGUUUUAUAUGCUUCGGUGUCAUCUCUUAGUUAAUUUUUCUUGGUUUAUUCUAUUUCUCUCUGUAUGUGUUUUGGGGGUGAGCAUUUCCACAGCAAAAAAAAACCGUGCUUGUAGAUGAAUUUUUUUAAAAUAUAUUUUGAUUUCUAUGGAUUAAUUCUAAUAUGCUAUAUAUUCUCAAAACGAACAAAACUCAUUUCAAUUACGUAGAUUCAUUCGCUUCAUAUUGAACUUCUUUUUGUUCUUAAUUUGCUUUAUUUCACCGUAUUAUUGUUUUACGUGCAUUCUUUCUUCUGUUGUUUUUAUUCUUAUUUUCAAUAUAAGAAAUGUGGAACUUUUUUUUUAUUGAGUGUUUAUUAUUGUGUUAACAAAAGAUACAGGCAAACUAUAGUAACGAUAUUUCAUUCCAUUUUCAAUUGAGCACUUGAAUGAAAGUGAUUUUAUCAUUCCAGAUUAUUUUGAUUCCAAGCUAAUGCUACCUUCUACCUUAAUUUAUCAUUCCAAGAUGUAUAUUUUUUACUGGAUAAAAUAUUCGAAAUUCAACAAUUGAUCAAAACUCCACUCUUGAUUACUUAUUGCGAAUUUCCAUUAGAAUUUAGGGGAAGAAUCAGUUUUCGUUCACAUUCAAAAGCGAAUACAAAAUUCCAACGAGAAUUUUUAGCGAAUUUAUUUUAAAGAAUUUGGAAUGAAUUUUGCGAGACGAAAUUCGGAUAUUUUUCCAUUCCAAUCGGGGUUUUUGUGUGUUCUUAUUUUGUUCUGAGACCGAAAAAAAGGCAAUUUCAAAACAAAUCAAAAAGAAUCGACUUCGUUAAAAAAAAUGGAAUUUAUUUAAACAGAAUGAGUUCAACGUAGAAAAAGAGUGAAGAAUUUUAUUUAACAUUUUCUAUAUACACACGAAGAAAGAAAAAUUUAUUUUCGGAACAAAGUUGAUAAUUAGCAGAGUUGACUGACAUAUAACAACGUAGCAUAAGAACAUGUGAAAACAAAAACGAAAAAAAAACAGAAUAUUGAAACACAAUUUUCCAAUAGGUGACACCGCAUAUAGACACGUACAUUUAUACAUACCCUUGAAGGAGAAAAAAAACUAUGCAUUUUUGCGGUGUUGUAAUUAAUUUGAUGUGUGAUUCGAAAUCGCAUGGAAUUUUUUUUUAAAUAAGCAAUAAGGUAUAUAUGCGGAAGAAAAGACAUAAAAACAGAGCAAGCUAUAUUAGGAAAUUUAUUUAUUUUUAGCCAAUUUUUUUGUUUUUAACUUACACAAAACACACACGCACAUGAAAAUGAAUGGAUAUGGGAUGAAAAUGCAGCGCUGGUGCACGGUUAAGCUUUAUAUAAGCUUUGGUUUUGAUUGGGCCUGUAGCCAUUUCUGUUUGUUCAUUUAUUAACCGGAAUAUAGAGAGAUUAAAUACAAAAUAGUAAUACAGAAAAAAUGCGAAGCAAAAAGAAAGCAACCAGCUUAAUUUGAAUAUAUUCAUUGUAGUAGUGCAAAACAAAAAAACAUGCAGCGUAACAUUAACCGUAACAUUCAUUUUCUGUGUUGUAUCAUUUGAAGCAUUCGUUGGACUAUUUCCAUUGUUUGGGUGCGUUUAAUAAAAAAGACAAAUAGUUUUUUUGUGAGAUCAUUUCUUAAGAAUA